Messenger RNA from Papilio polytes (common Mormon), 576 nucleotides. RefSeq names its product locomotion-related protein Hikaru genki-like. The transcript is spliced from 4 exons. NCBI's taxonomy places the organism in Eukaryota, Metazoa, Arthropoda, Insecta, Lepidoptera, Papilionidae. The annotation marks the transcript as partial. The record is from RefSeq and is a predicted model, not a curated record.
GAUGUAGCGACAUUGGAAAAUAUGCAAUGACAGGUUCCCAAACAAGGAAGUGUAUCGGAGGAUCUUGGGACGGAGUGAAACCGACUUGCUUUGGAUUGAACCAAGAAAAUGACUACGCUAUGGAGAAACCUCCAACGAUAUUGUUCCGGCACUCUCAGGGCCCUAUCGCACAGACUAACGACGGCAAACUGCUGAUUUACCCAGGAACUGUGCUGCACAUGGAGUGUUUGUGGAUGAGGAGGUUCGGAAACCCCAAGUGGAACGUCACGCAUUACAUACCCGAUCCUGAACGUAAAUACCAAGAAGGCUGGACGACGGACCCUGGGAGGGACAGCCAGCUGGAGUACCGGCUUAGUAUCCUGGGCGCGGUGAAGGAGGACUCCGGCAUCUACCGCUGUGAGACACCAGCUAGACAGAGCCAUCAAGUGGAGAUCAUCGUUGAAGCCAGUGGUGCUGGCACUCGUCUCGGCACUGAGAUCAGAUUCUCGUGUGCGAAUGGCAACGCGCUGCUCGGCGCACACCUUCUCACUUGCCGCGCCUCCGGCAACUGGAGUGCACCCUUACCUGUUUGUGAAA